Molecule: messenger RNA, 3213 nt
Organism: Erigeron canadensis
Lineage: Eukaryota; Viridiplantae; Streptophyta; Magnoliopsida; Asterales; Asteraceae
Product: probable LRR receptor-like serine/threonine-protein kinase At3g47570
Exons: 2
Coding region: 1-3105 (1034 amino acids)
Biological process (GO): protein phosphorylation
Molecular function (GO): protein binding; ATP binding; protein kinase activity
Source: RefSeq, a predicted model, not a curated record
AUGGUAUCUAUUAGUAUAAAGCAAUCUCAAAUCUCAUAUACAAGUGUGUCAAAAGGAAAAAGAAAUCUUUUCAUGGCAUACCGUUUUUUGUUCUUGAAUGUAGCCGCAUUGCUGUUAUGGUCUCCAACACUUUCACUGGCUACAAACGAUACCGAUCAUAUUGCACUUCUAGCCAUCAAGUCCAGCAUCAUUCAUGACCCCCAACAUGUUCUUGACUCAUGGAACACCUCCAUCCAUUUCUGUCAAUGGCAAGGUGUUACAUGUGGUCAUCGGCAUCCUAGAGUCACCAUGUUAGACCUUGGAUCUCGAGGCAUUGCUGGUUCACUGUCACCUCAUAUUGGAAACUUAAGUUUUCUCAGAGUGUUAAAUCUACAGAAUAACACCUUGAAAGGUGUAAUCCCACCUCAAUUAGGAAAUUUGUUUAGGUUGCAGGAACUUAUUCUCCGCAAAAAUUCUUUUGAAGGAGAAGUUCCAGCCACUUUAUCAAACUGUACAAGGUUAACCGUUCUUAAGUUUGGUAGGAACAAUCUAGUUGGCAAGCUUCCACAACAGCUUAGUGCACUGGUGAACCUGAUGGUGUUCGUCAUUGAGGCUAAUGGUUUUACAGGAGGGAUACCAUCUUUCUUUGGAAACUUCACUUUUCUCAAAAGCUUAUAUGCCACCGAAAAUAAUCUAGGCGGAAGCAUUCCACACACUUUAGGUCACUUGUACAACUUGCAAGUAAUUAGUUUUGGUUCUAACCAUCUUUAUGGUACGAUCCCUAGAUCCUUAUACAAUUUAACAUCUUUAAAACAUCUUAGUAUACCAGAUAAUUCAUUCGGUGGAAGCUUACCAAAAGAUAUAGGCGUGCAGCUUCUCAGUCUUGAGCUUUUUUAUAUAUGGGGUAACAAAUUUACUGGAAGCAUACCUUUCUCAUUUUCUAAUUGUUCACACUUGUUAGACUUUGACUUGGGAGACAAUAGUUUUACUGGGAAGGUUAACAUAGAUUUCAGACUUAUGCCAAAUCUUAGGAUUGUUGUGUUAAGAUUUAACCGUUUGGGGAGUUCAGAACCUGAUGAGAUGAACUUCAUCAAUUCCAUGGUCAAUUGUAGCACACUGGAUAGGAUAGAUCUUGGUAGGAACCUAUUAAGCGGAAUUCUUCCUAGUUCUAUAGGCAAUCUCUCAUCUCAACUAACAGCUCUAACAUUUGAUCAUAACUUCAUUUAUGGGAACUUGCCUUCUGGGAUUGCGAAUCUUGUGAAGUUAGAGAUAUUAUAUAUAGACUCUAAUCAGUUCAUGGGGAUAAUUCCAAGUGAACUUAGUAAUCAACAAAACCUUAAAUAUUUAUACAUGUAUGACAACUUCUUCACCGGAAACUUUCCAAAAUUUAUAGGAAACCUGUCAUUAUUGCUAGAGUUGAGUUUGGCAAAAAAUAGCUUAGAAGGACGUAUAUCUACAAAUCUUGGAAACUGCAGGAGUUUGUUGGCGUUGGACCUUUCCGUAAACAAUCUUACUGGCCCUAUACCCGUUGAACUUUUUCAGCUAUCAUCCCUGUCGAUAAUUUUAAAUCUUUCUCAAAACUAUUUAGUUGGAUCCCUUCCCCAAGAGAUAGGAAAACUCAAAAGUUUGACGGCACUUGAUUUGUCACACAAUGAUCUGGUUGGACCAAUACCAAAUGGCAUUACAAGCUGUAUAAGCCUUGAGUACCUAAACCUGAGUGCCAAUUCCUUUCAAGGUCUGAUACCUCCCUCAAUGAGUGUUCUUAGAGGUACCACCGACCUUGAUCUUUCCAAUAACAACUUCAUUGGACAAAUUCCGAAAUUCUUGGAGAAACUAAACUUGUCUUCAUUAGACUUGUCGUUCAACAAUCUUGAUGGUGAGGUACCGUUGGAAGGUAUUUUCAAAAAUGCGAGUUUGAUUUCGAUUCAAGGGAACAAUAGGCUGUGUGGAGGCCUCCCUCAACUUCGCCUGCCCAAAUGUGCCAUAGUAUCAAGGUCAAAGACAGGUUCUAGAACAUUGCGUGUUAUUCUAAUAGUCUUUCCAAUUUGCUUGCUUUUAGUUGUAGCAAUGGUUUUAUUUUAUUGGAAAAGAAGAAAGGCACAAGCACAACCAACAGAAGCUUUGUAUGUGCAGCCGUUUUUAAGAGUUUCUUAUGGAAGCAUACUCAGAGCUACCGAUGAGUUCUCUCAACAAAACUUGGUUGGGAUAGGGGCUUUUAGUGCUGUUUAUAAGGGUAUUUUAAAACCGGCUGAUGGAACGGUUGCUAUCAAGGUUUUAAAGCUUGGAAAUGAAGGAGCUUUGAAGAGUUUCGUGGUGGAGUGUGAGGCUUUGAAAAACAUAAGGCAUCGUAAUCUUGUGAAAGUCAUUACUUCCUGUUCAACGGUUGAUUUUCAGGGUAAUGAUUUCAAAGCUAUUAUUUACGAGUUCAUGCCAAAUGGGAAUCUUGAAAGGUGGCUACAUCCAAGUUCAGAACAGGAGGUUGAUUUCGUUGAAGAUCGUCCACAAAGAUUGACCCUUCACCAAAGAGUAACGAUUGCAACAGAAGUAGCUCAUGCCAUGCAUUACCUCCACCAUGAGUGUCAGGUGCCCAUAAUUCACUGUGAUCUGAAACCAAGCAAUAUCUUACUUAACAGUGAUAUGGUUGCUCACAUUGGUGAUUUCGGGCUCGCAAAGUUUCUUCCAUUAAAACCACACGAAAGCAGUACAGUUGGAUUAAGAGGGACUAUUGGAUAUGCACCUCCGGAGUAUGGUCUUGGAGGUGAGAUGACAAAAGAAGGGGAUAUCUACAGCUUUGGGAUAUUGAUAUUAGAGAUGAUAACGGGAAAGAGACCCACGGACCGGCUUUUUCAGGAAGGAUUGAACCUCCACCGCUAUGUGACGAUGUCUUUGCCUAAUCGUCUAAUGGAGAUAAUUGAACCUACCCUUUUGUCUAUCAUUGAAAAUGCAAAUUUCAGCCAUGAGGAUGAAGCUAGAAAGUGGGAGAUGUUGGAAGAAAGCAUGAUUUUAUUGGCAAGAAUUGGGUUGGCAUGCUCGAUGGAAUCUCCCAAAGAGAGGAUGAACUCAAACAAAAUCAUCCACGAGUUGCAUCACAUCAAUAGUCUCCUCUUACGUUCUUUUAAAUUAUGAUUGAAACGUAAAGGAAUUGAUGCUAUUGGCUAGCUCGUAAGUCUCGUAUAUAUAAUAAGAGGGGUAUAAUGUGUAAACGACAAAAAAGAACAGCGUGUCUGUUCAGGA